AGUGCCGGCGGCCGGCAGUCUGGGCGCCGCUGCGAUGGAAGGCCGGAGGAGGCCGCGGGCUGUGCUCGCGCUGCUGGCGCUGCUGAGCUGCCGGGUGGCGGCGGCGGCGGCGGUGGCGGCGGCGGCGGCCGAGGAUAUCGUGGUGGGAUGCGGGGGCUUCGUGAAGUCCGAUGUGGAGAUUAAUUACUCGUUGAUCGAGGUUAAAUUGUACACAAAGCAGGGCACACUGAAAUACCAGACUGAUUGUGCACCCAACAAUGGUUAUUUCAUGAUUCCUCUCUAUGAUAAGGGGGAUUUCAUUUUAAAGAUUGAGCCUCCUCUAGGGUGGAGCUUUGAGCCUACAAGUGUGGACCUUCAUGUUGACGGUAUUAAUGACAUUUGCACCAAAGGCGAGGACAUCAAUUUUGUGUUCACCGGGUUUUCUGUCUCUGGAAGGGUGCUAAGCAAAGGUCAGACUUCAGGACCGGCUGGCGUUCAUGUUAUCUUAAGAAGGAUUGGAAAGGAUGUUGAUCAGACUUCGUUGACUCAAACUGGAGGAAAAUAUGUAUUUACGAAAGUGCUGCCUGGUGACUAUGAAAUCUUUGCAUCUCACCCCACCUGGACUUUACAAAAAGCAUCUACCUCAGUGCAGGUGAUAAAUUCUAAUGCAAACACAAUUGAUUCUCUUGUGGUUGCUGGAUAUGAGGUUUUGGGCUCUGUGCGAAGUGAUGGAGAACCAAUGAAAGGUGUAGUGUUCCUGCUAUUCUCCUCAUCAGUCGCAAAACAGGAUAUCUCUGGCUGCAAUUUAUCUCCAGUUGAAGGAUUUCAAGCAGCAGAUGAAGCCUCAUCUUUCCUGUGCAGUGUUUUGUCAGGAGAAGAUGGAUCAUUCAUUUUUCCAUCCCUCCCCAGUGGAGAAUAUACAGUGGUGCCAUUCUACAGAGGAGAAAGAAUUACAUUUGAUGUUGCUCCAUCAAGACUAGAUUUUUCUGUGGCACACAACAGUUUAAGGAUUGAGCCUGUCUUUCGAGUGAUGGGUUUUUCUGUUACGGGCCGGGUUUUGGAUGGUCCCAAUGGACGAGGAGUUCGUCAUGCCACUGUUAUCCUAAGCACCCAGAUCAAAGUAACCACAAAGACUGAUGGCUCAUUCAGACUUGAAAACAUGACAGCAGGCACGUAUACUAUUAAUACACAGAAGGAGCACAUUUUCUUUGAACCAGUUACUGUGAAGAUUGCCCCGAACACACCUCAGCUGGCAGAUAUCGUGGCCGCAAGCUUUAGUGUCUGUGGGCAAGUAGCUGUCAAACGUUUCCCUGAAGGAUUAAAACAGAUCAUCAAGUAUAAGUUAGCCAUGGUCGCCCAAAGUAAGGAUAAGGCUUCACCGAUUAUAACAGAGACAGAUUCUCGCGGACUAUUCUGUUUCCAAGCCAAAGCAGGAACCUAUAUCAUUCAGGUUAUGGUCAGUGAAAAUGAAGCAAAAGCAGGACUUGCACUGAAACCAAAGUUCCAAACUGUCACGGUUAUAAAUGCGCCCAUUAUGGAUCUAUCCUUCACCCAGUUUAUGGCAUCUGUGACUGGGAAAGUGCUCUGUUUGGAUUCUUGUGGUGAUCUUACUGUGACUCUUCAACCUUUGAGUCGUCAUAGUGACAAACAAAGUGUGCAGCUUUCGGGAGGUGUUGAAUCUGUGUUAUUCACUUUUAAUGAUAUUUUGCCUGGCAAAUACAAAGUAAACAUUGUCCAUGAAGAAUGGUGCUGGAAAAACCGAUCAUUUGAGCUGGAGGUUGUGGAUCAAGAUUUGACUGGGAUAGAAUUCAAACAGACAGGUUACAUGCUCCGAUGCUCACUCUCUCAUGCAAUAACCUUGGAAUUUUACCAAGAUGGAAGUGGCCCAGAAAAUGUUGGUGUAUAUAACCUCACGAAAGGAGUGAACAGAUUUUGUCUCUCUAAACCAGGUGUCUAUAAAGUGACUCCUCGUUCUUGCCAUCAAUUUGAACAUGAAUACUACAUUUAUGACACAGCGGCUCCCACCAUUCUAACCUUGACAGCUAUCCGACAUCGUGCACUUGGUGCUAUUGUAACUGAUAAAUUGAUGGAUGUCACAGUUACCAUCAGGUCUUCUAUUGAUAGUGAACCUGCUUUAGUCUUGGGACCUCUGAAAUCACUUCAGGAGCUGCGUCAGGAGCAGCAGCUGGCAGAAAUAGAGGCACGUAGACUAGAGCGUGAAAAGAAAGGCCAAAAGGAAGUGGAAAGAGAGCCUCCAGCCCAGGAAAUUGUGGAGGAACUUGAGGGACCUUUUGUUUAUGAAUUUUCAUACUGGGCAAGAGCUGGAGAAAAGAUUGCAGUCACACCCUCUUCAAAGGAACUUCUCUUCUAUCCUCCAUCAGUGGAGGCUAUCAUUACAGGAGAUAGCUGUCCUGGAAGACUAAUAGAGAUUCAGGGGAAAGCUGGGCUAUUUCUAGAGGGACAGAUAUACCCAGCGUUGGAGGGCGUGGAGAUUAUUAUCACUGAGAAAACCUCUAAACCACUUAUCACUGUAUUCACUAAUGAAGAGGGGUCAUACAGAGUUGGACCAUUGCACAGAGAUCAGGAGUAUUCUGUAACUGCCCAAAAGGAAGGUUUUGUUUUGACUGCAUUAGAGGGAACACUUGGCGAUUUUAAAGCUUUUGCAUUAGCAGGAGUUACUUUUGAGAUAAAAACUGAAGAUGAUCAACCCCUUGCUGGAGUCCUUUUGUCUCUUAGUGGAGGACAGUUCCGUUCUAAUCUGUUGACACAAGAGAAUGGCAUGCUUACUUUUGCAAAUCUGAGUCCUGGCCAGUACUACUUCAAACCCAUGAUGAAAGAGUUUCGCUUCGAACCCACGUCGCAAAUGAUCGAAAUACAAGAAGGACAAACUCUUAAAAUCAAAAUUACAGGUUAUCGGACAGCCUACAGCUGUUAUGGAACAGUGUCCUCACUAAACGGGGAACCAGAACAAGGAGUUGCUGUGGAAGCUGUUGGCCAGAAAGAUUGUAGCAUUUAUGGAGAGGAUACAGUGACUGAUGAAGAUGGAAAGUUCCGUCUCCGUGGCUUGCUGCCUCGUUGUGUGUACCACAUUCAACUGAAAGCUGAAGGCAAUGACCACAUAGAAAGGGCUCUGCCGCAGUAUCGUGCUGUGGAGGUCGACAGCAGCGAUAUUGAUGGUGUGAAUAUUCUAGCAUUCCGACAAAUUAAUCAAUUUGAUUUAAGUGGAAAUGUUAUCACUUCGCCUGAGCACCUUUCUACUUUGCGGGUGGUGCUGUAUAAAAGUGAAAACCUGGAUAACCCCAUUCAAACAGUAUCGUUAGGGCAGUCCCUUUUUUUCCAUUUCCCACCACUGCUAAGGGAUGGAGAGAAUUAUGUGGUUGUGUUGGAGUCUACAUUGCCCAAGUCACUGUAUGAGUACAUCUUGCCCCAAAUAUCCUUCGGUGCGGUUGGCUACCAUAAGCACAUUACCCUUAUGUUCACCCCUUCGAGAAAGCUACCCGAACAGGAUGUUGCCCAGGGAUCGUACAUUGCUCUGCCUCUUACCCUGCUCCUGCUUCUGGCAGGUUACAAUCAUGAUAAGCUCAUCCCAUUGCUGAUGCAGUUGAUAAAUCGCUUACAGGGUGUGCGGGCACUCAGCCAAGGUGGUUUAGAUGGUGUUAGUCAGGAGGAGGCGAAGAGACAAGCCAAAAGACAGAAGACACGGCGCACAUAGAUACCAACGAAUGAACUGGCUGAGCUUUUGAGCCAGUUCUGUGCAGUUGCGGAGUCCUUGUUCAGUGUCUGGUUUGUUCAGUUGAAGUACUUCAAUUAUUGUUAAACUCCGUCAUCGUUACAUAUUCUGAGUCUGACUUCUUACUGCUAACCUCCACGGACUUGAAAUAAAAUUUGGGGUUACAUUUGUUAAUUUUUAAUCAAUGAUCUGAAUUGGUAUGAAGAUUUAAAAAACAUGCUAGUGGGACAGAAUUUGGAUUAUAAAAGAUAAGUUAAUUUAUUUUCACUGUUGUUCGAACUCACAAAGCCAUGAAAUCAAUGGUACUUGUUUUAUAAUGUACUGUAUAUUUGAACUGAGCCAUUUUGAUGUGUGGUAAAAUGAGAGUGUUCAACAAA
Molecule: messenger RNA, 4086 nt
Organism: Carcharodon carcharias (great white shark)
Lineage: Eukaryota; Metazoa; Chordata; Chondrichthyes; Lamniformes; Lamnidae
Gene: nomo
Product: nodal modulator
Exons: 31
Coding region: 35-3691 (1218 amino acids)
Cellular component (GO): endoplasmic reticulum membrane
Molecular function (GO): carbohydrate binding
Source: RefSeq, a predicted model, not a curated record